Photinus pyralis (common eastern firefly) is the source of this 1677-nucleotide messenger RNA. RefSeq names its product arrestin homolog (gene Arr2). Gene Ontology annotation, molecular function: G protein-coupled receptor binding. Bases 95 to 1279 code for a protein of 394 amino acids. Gene Ontology annotation, cellular component: cytoplasm. Gene Ontology annotation, biological process: G protein-coupled receptor internalization; signal transduction. NCBI's taxonomy places the organism in Eukaryota, Metazoa, Arthropoda, Insecta, Coleoptera, Lampyridae. The record is from RefSeq and is a predicted model, not a curated record. The transcript has a single exon.
UCGAACGCAGGCCUUCACAAUUCUGGUGGAAACACCUCAAAGCAGCAGUAAACUUAGACGAAACAAGUGCGAGUGCGUGCGUUCAUCAAACCUCAUGGUUGUUGCUGUUAGAGUAUAUAAAAAGUCAACACCGAAUGGUAAGGUUACAAUUUACCUGGGAAAAAGAGAAUUCGUAGACCAUUUAGAUUACAUCGACCCGAUUGAUGGAGUUAUCGUGGUCGAAAAUGAUUAUCUUAAAGGAAGGAAGAUCUACGGCCAAGUGGUCACUACGUACCGCUAUGGCCGAGAGGAAGAUGAGGUUAUGGGAGUUAAGUUCAGCAAGGAAAUGGUAAUCGCAGCGGGUCAGAUUGUGCCAAAGAAAAAUGAAAAACACCAACUCACCGCUGUUCAAGAAAAACUUAUCAAGAAACUGGCACCUAACGCUUACCCCUUCACAUUCCACUUUCCCGAAAUGGCACCUUCAUCCGUAAUACUUCAGAAGGGCGUUAAAGAAGAAGGAAAGCCGUUAGGUGUAGAGUAUGCACUUAAAAUAUACGUUGCCGACAACGAAGAUGAUGUGGGACAUAAGCGGAGCACCGUUAUAUUAGCAAUUAAGAAGAGUCAAUCGACUUCUGAUGUUCAUUCUAAUCGCCAACCAAGCUCCAUUGUAUCAAAAGGCUUUACUUUCUCAAGCGGAAAGAUUAAUUUGGAAGUUACGUUAGGCAAAGAGAUAUAUUUCCAUGGAGAAAAAAUUGCGGCUAACGUUUUGGUAACGAAUAACUCGAGAAAAUCUGUGCGAAAUAUUAAGGUCUACAUAGUACAACACUGCGAAAUAACAAUGGUAAAUGGUCAAUUUUCCAAGUACGUCGCAGAAUUGGAAACACGCGAAGGAUGUCCCAUAACUCCAGGCGCUUCAUUUAAAAAAACUUUCAACCUAACUCCUUUGGCUUCCAGCAAUAAAGAUUGUCGAGGUAUCGCUUUAGAUGGUUACCUUAAAGAUGAGGAAAUGAACCUCGCCAGUUCCACUCUGGUUCCCGAGGGAAAAUGUGCUGCAGAUGCCAUCGGCAUUAUAAUUUCGUAUUCCUUGAGAGUGAAAUUAAACUGCGGUACCCUUGGAGGGGAGUUGGUAACCGAUGUACCUUUAAAGCUCAUUAACCCUGCACCUGGGACAAUUGAAGAAGAAAAGGCGAGAUCUUUGAAGAAACUAAAAUCAAUCGAAAUCGAGUACAAGAACAGUUUCGCCGAUGACGACGACUAUAUUGAAAACUACCCCCGCAUGGGCAAUAAUCAAUCGGAUUAAAAUCAUCGAAUUAUUUAUGUAUAUUACGUUAUCAAUCAAAAAGCACGUAGGUACAAAGUUAUUAGUGGCUUAGUUCUAUUUUUUGUUUACCUACAGUACAUACAAAAUAUGAAUAGUUUUUAGAAAUAGCCCUAAGUGAAUUCCUUGUAUGUAGGUACCUAUCUGCAUUAAAAUAUAUGGAAGUAGCUUAACUGUAAGGCUCCAUACCAGACGCACCUUUUAUUUACAUUAAGUAUGUAGUGCUUUGGUUCUAUUUAAAAAUAUGUGUAACCAUUAUAACUUCACUGUUGCAUAGUUACCAAGUGUGAUUACAUGUGCUUAUAUUAUCACCAUUAAUAGUAUCUACUGAAAUUGUACUAAGUUUAAAUAAAGAAUAAAAUUCUUCCUUCAGAAUUGCA